Messenger RNA from Anoplophora glabripennis (Asian longhorned beetle), 1507 nucleotides. Its product is annotated as E3 ubiquitin-protein ligase MIB1-like. The record is from RefSeq and is a predicted model, not a curated record. Gene Ontology annotation, biological process: protein ubiquitination. The transcript is spliced from 5 exons. Gene Ontology annotation, molecular function: zinc ion binding; ubiquitin-protein transferase activity. Lineage: Eukaryota; Metazoa; Arthropoda; Insecta; Coleoptera; Cerambycidae. The coding region runs from base 615 to 1361 and encodes 248 amino acids. Gene Ontology annotation, cellular component: cytoplasm.
GAUUUAUGACGUGAGCCGUAUAUUAAGCGAGAUCCAUAGGAGUGGCCCUUUUAUAGUAGACAGCUAUAUAGUACAAUGACCUUAAUUGACAAAUCAAAUAUAGGUUACCCACUUAUACUAUAAAUCAUCCAAUAAACAAAUUCAACUACUGGCAAAAAAUCCUACUAAUUCGUAAAAUAUUUUGUGCCGAUUGUAAUUAAAGCUAAUGGUUUAUUUUUUUAAUGUCUCCUCACCUAUGGUUUCUAAUGUCAAAGAUGAAUCUUAUGUACCACUGUUUGUGCGCUAGCUAUCGGAGAAAUUGAAGUGUAGAAUUUAAGAAAUCAGUCAGUUGUAAAAAAAUAUAAAAUAUACAUAUGUUUUAAAGUUUAUAUCUUGGUAGAGAGUCAAUUUUCUUUUUUAAUUUCUAAAAUAUGUUUCCUUUUCAGAGAAAAUUUUCAUUCGCUUAGCAUAUUACAAAUAAGAGCAAACCUUUAAUUACUUUAUAAUGAAUUUAGUGUUUAUUGUGUAUUUUGAGUGGAUAGAUAUUUUUUUAGUUUAGAUUUACUCUAUACAUUUUAGAUAUUCGGCACAAAGAUAUUUCAUGUAAUAAAUGCAGUUCUGCUGAUAUACAUGGAAUGAGAUACAAAUGUAACAAUUGUCAUGAUUAUGAUUUAUGUUAUAUAUGUUACCAUGGAGAUAAACACAAUUUGAAUCAUAGUUUUACAAGAAUUGAAACGCCGUAUUCUAAUGGUAUUUACCUGUCACCUCGUUUAAUUUCUAAGAAGUGCCAGUUGCGGAGUAUCUUUAAGGGUGCAAGAGUUGUUCCAGGUAUUGAUUGGGCUAGAGAUAGCCAAGAUCGAGAUCAACCUGGAAUUGUCCGCGGAAUAACUAGAUGGAAUAAUUAUGACUCUUGGAGAUCAGCUGCCUACGUAAAGUGGGAAGAUGGAAGUGUACAAUUGUGCCGAUUAGGAUACAAGGGACAUUGUGAUAUUCAGCUUGCGGCAGCAGCCACAGGUAGCAUUUAUUACUAUCCAGAACAUCUUCCAGUCUUGGGUCAAACUAUGGUAACAGAAUAUCAACAUGUCAUUCAGAAUGAACAUGUCAGUGAAACUGCGAUUAAUUCUCGAAUGAUUGAAAGUACUUUAGAAGAUAGUGAAGAUACUCCAGUUUGUAGUGAUGUUACUACUAGUGAUGAACGAUUGAAGCAAUUAGAAAACAAAAUAAUGGAAAUGGAGGAAAGCCAAAUUUGUGCAAUUUGCAUGGAAAAUAAACGUGAUAUGGUAUUCUUAUGCGGACAUGGCACUUGCUCUACUUGUGCUAACAGCCUAGUGUCUUGCCAUAUAUGUAGAAAGACAAUUCAAAUGAAAAUUCGAAUUUAUUAGAUCUGGUUUUCUCUUGCUAUAACUAUUUUUUUAUACCAACAAUCUGAAAAUCUAUUGUGUAGAAUUAUCCAUACAAAAAUAUUACUAAAAAUUAAGAUUUAUAUUUUAAAUUGCCAGUGUUGCGAGAAACAACUACUCUGCAUGCU